Procambarus clarkii (red swamp crayfish) is the source of this 3452-nucleotide messenger RNA. RefSeq lists its product as uncharacterized. Lineage: Eukaryota; Metazoa; Arthropoda; Malacostraca; Decapoda; Cambaridae. The record is from RefSeq and is a predicted model, not a curated record.
GUAGCGGCAGUGGCUCGGCUUGUGUCAGGUGCUAGCUCCCGGCCCCCCAACCCUGCAGAAGAACACCAUAUAUCCGCCGUAAUAACUCUCACCUUACUGAUAACAUAACCGCUUGAUAACGGCCAUUCUUAAGUGAUACACAUUUUGCGUGUUAUAAAAUAUUCUCAUGAACGCCUGGCGUAGUAAGGCCAGGCUAGCUGUCGUACGCCAGCCUUGAUAGUGACGAACACUGUCAUCACCAUACUCUUCUCACCAUACAACUCUGACGGAGAAAAAUCACCAUUAAUGAACGGUGUUCAAAGGCAUCACAGAGCUCAUAUAUCCGUGCACUGAUUGCUCAGCUACGCCUAGUGAACUGUUCAUCUCUUGUUCAUUAUAUCCGGCUGAACAGCGAGGAUGUGGGAGAGGAGAUAGUGAACACUUAGUGGGGCCGAACAGAACAGUUGGGCAUCACGCUGAGUCCUUCACACGUAUUCAAGACAAGAUGGCGCGCGUGGUUGAGUGUUCAGCCGUGGUGGCGCUGGUGUCGUUCCUGGCCUCCCUCACCCUUGUCACCAGCGAGGCGAACAACACCGAGCAUCUGUCACGUCAGAAGAGGUUGAUCUUCCUGACGUCAGAGCGGCGCCUGACACUGCCGCCCACCACCGCCCUCAUCCUCACGCCCACCCUCAGCCUCCCCCUCGGGAGGAACCUCCCCCUCGGCUACUCCGCCUCCAUGACCAUCUCCGUCCCCUUCAAGAUUGCAUUUGACGACCUUGGCUUGACCUCGGAGGAGAAUCCAUUUGGAUUCUUCCCGUCUUUUGGCCUGUUUAGGAAGAAGCGGGAAGCCUUUACCACUCUGCCUGGCAUCAAUUGGGCUGGAGGCGACAGGGAGAUGAUGUACAUGGUGGUGGAAGACACCUUGGACAACAUGGGCAUGAACGGGAAGGCUUGCCUCCUCCGGGCCAUCUGUGAGAUCUUCCAGGUGCCGCUCAUCAACCACGGCUUCUUCGGCGAGGUCCUCGAGCUCUUCUUCAGUGCUGGUCGUUCUCCACAUUCCGAGAAGCGACUCAAGGAAUAUACCUUGGCUGAGAAGGCUGGCAAGACCACUGGAGACUGUAGUGGCUAUCACCACGAGUGCCCGCACUCUCUCUUCACUAACCCCGGAGAGCUCAAGUGGCUAGAGGCUGAGCACUACAAGGACCACUACCCUGAGGACUCCGACAGCGAGACGACGGCAACAGACGAGUCAGAGAGUGAAAACAUUAUAAAUGACGAGUAUCCCUCGCAAUCUCAAGAUAAUGUAUCUACUGAGAAAACCAAAAAGACGAGGAGAAGGUUUAAAAAAUCUUGCGAUUAGUUUUAUAAUAAUGUAUAAAGCGUAUAAAGACGGCAUUCUCUGGUUCGCCUCUAUGAAUUAUGGAACAUUGCCAAAAGGUGAUAAUUGCAAUAGAUUUGGUAAUGUCUUCACACAUUCAUAGCGUGAUCCAGACUCACAAAAAGAGUCCUAUUUUUUCCAUGCAUUAUGCCAUUCUCAGUAUUUCUGUAAUGUGAAUUUGGUAGUGCAAGACUGGCUAGUUAUAAGUUGUCUAUGCGUCGUGGUGUAUAAUAAUGUGGCUUCUAUAAUAGCUGUACAGUCAGCUGGGAUAGUUUAGGAGUGAUUUCGAGUCCCUAGCUGCCCCCAGCCCAAACAACAGCACGGCAGGUAUCAAAGAAAACGUCCAGAGAGUUCACAGAGACCAACCACUCUACCCCGGAUACAACGAACAUGUAAACAUCGACUUGUAAACAAAUAAAUAAUAGUCAUUUUAUUCACACAAUAUACAAUACAUUGGACAUGUUAAAGUGGUGCCACAGUGGGAAAAGAAAUUGUUUAUUGUAUAAAGAAACUAGUUACGCACAGAGUUCUAAAAUAAAUCGUUACACGAGAAACAUUGAUGAUUAUGAGAACAGCAGGAUCGAACCAGCUGUCUGACUAUGGGGUGCGUCUGGGCUGUCCCGGGACGCUAGUUCAAAUUCAAAUUCAAAUAUAACUCGUUCGAUUCCGCCAACCUGCUUCAACAAUAUUCUUAUCAAUAUAAAAUGAAAUCACAUUAUUGUGAUUUAAGUGUAUAUUAAUAAUUAUAGUUUUGACUUUCAAAAUCAUGUGCAUAAAUUAAAGAAAAAAUAAAAAAAGAAAAAUGUUGAGCUUCCAUUUAAAUUAGUGUUAUAGGCCAUAUGGUGCAAAGUAAUUCAGACUGCAACAGACACGGAUUUUAAAUAUGAAGUAUUUGUCCAACUUGUUAAUUAAUGUAUCCGGUUUUACUCUCUAUUAUGUCUAGUGGUGAACUAUAUCGUGCAUUAACCACUUGAUCCAAGAAAAGUAUUUUUAGUGCUAAAAUAUCUCAUACUUUUACUAUUUGAUCCAAGAAAAGUAUUUUUAGUGGUAAAAUAUCUCAUAAUUUUACUAUUUGAUCCAAGAAAAGUAUUUUUAGUGGUAAAAUAUCUCAUAAUUUUACUAUUUGAUCCAAGAAAAGUAUUUUUAGUAGUUAAAAUAUCUCAUUUUUUUACCACCUGAUCCAAGAAAAUUAAUUUGCCUCGCUACAUUGUUUAAUCUCCGAAUCUCCGUGUAAAUUGUCAUGUUCUAUAUAUCCCUGACUGGUUCAGUAUGUAUUUUUGUAAUAUAAAAUGACCGUCUACAAGUUGUUUUGAUGUGAUACAAAUAGGAAUAUAUAAUUGUUUGUAUACCUAAUCUCAGUGCUAAAUGUAAGACAGGUUGUAUAAGUUUUCAAAAUUUGUAUAACAGUUUUACAUUUGGAUAAUACAAGCCCAUCGUUCAAAAAUGGCAGUAUCUAUAGCUACUAUGGUAGAGUGUACCAGAUAUUAACUCUUGUAAACACACACAAACAAAGGACAAUGUUUUGAACUAUUGAGAUUCUUAAAAGCUGAAAUAGACUAACUAUAGAUCUAACCAAACCUGUCCUGGGUCUAUGUAAUUGAUCUUAAACCUAAUUUAGUACAUAUAUAUGUAUAUGUAUAGGUGUAGAAAGAGUGUUUUUUCCGUGCCGUGUUUUUCGAGCAUUAUUUGAUUUAAGUGUACAAAAUGGACUUCUUCUUUUUUUUUAGUGUAAACGCUCUCCAUAUUCUAAACACUCCAUCCAUAGUGGCUAUACUGUGCAUACUGUUAUUUUUGGAGGAGAGGUGGAAAUAAAAAGCAGCAUUUGCCUCAGGAAUCUCCCGGCUAAUUCGUAGAACAGGCAUAUCUUAUCGUGUGUUCAAGGCUUUGGUGGCAUUUUUUAUUUUUUUUUUAAUCUUGGGCAUCAUAUUUACUGAAUAUUAUGUGGUGUAAAAAAAAAUGUAUGUAAACAGCUAUUCCAUAUUUUGUCUUGAAUGGUGAAUGCCAGUCGUGUAUACAUAUACAGUGACGUGUGUGUGUGUGUGUGUGUGUGUGUGUGUGUGUGUGUGUGUGUGUGUGUGUGUGUGUGUGUGUGUGU